UUUCAUCACGCCUUUUCCGUUAAAGUUUUAACGUUCGCCACAAAUAGCCCAUUUUCUUGCAGCUUGACUCGACUUAGGAGCAUCAAGAGGCAGACUUCGGACAUGUAAGGAAGCAACAUCAUCGGUGGGAAAAAAAGAAAGAAAAUCGCACACGACAGGAUCCCGUCCAUUUUGGAUUGACCGCGGAGAGGGCGGCGCCGACGGCUCGAGUUGAACCUACAUCGCAACUAUCUGCCUGAUCAUGAGCACGUCCGGACCGGUUCCAGACACCCAAAAUGUCGACGGUAACGACAUCUGUGUCUACUUCGAUCCAUUACUCUACCGUGCGGUGGACGACUUUGAACCGCAAGAGGACGACGUGAUUCAGGUGACCUUUCCCCGAUCAGGCACUCACUGGGCACAGCAAAUCAUCCAGCUCAUUGUUCACGGAGGAAAAUCAGCGAGCUCGUUCACCGAGUUCACCGAGAGAGCCCCGUUCCUGGAGAUGCAGGGGCUCAAGACGACAGGCAAGCCUAGACUACUACGGUCGCACCUUCCAAUCGGCAAAGUUCCAUUCAGUCCGAGGGGAAAAUACGUCUACGUCGCCAGAAAUCCGUGGGAUUGCUGCGUGUCCUGUUACCACCUGGUCCACGAAGCACCAGCAUUCAACUUCUCAACCGGUACUUUCGAAGAGUUCGUGGACGUGUUUCUAGGGGGACAGUUCGGUUUUGGCAACUACUUUGAACACGUUCUCUCGGGUUACAAGCACAAAGACAAGCCAAACGUAUUCUUCCUGACGUACGAGGAACUUCAGAAGAACAAGCCUGACGCUGUUUUGAGAUUGGCUUACUUCCUAGGAAAAGGCUAUGGAAGAAUGCUGGAAGAAAAUGAAAAUGUCUUUAAGGAGGUACUCGACAAGAGUACUGUGAGCUUUAUGAAAGGUUUUAUGCGGCCCUCUCCCGAAGAGCUCAACCUGGCUCUUGGUAAGACUCCCGCACAAUUUGAACGACUGAAAGAGGUUGUCACAAUUAAGGCGGAUGGGGCCAAAGUGAACAUUCUUCGCAAAGGUGAAAUGGGUCAGUGGAAAAAUUAUUUUACGCCAGAAACUUCACGGAAGAUGCAAGCUACAAUUGACGAGAUGAACAAGAAGUACGGUAUAAUUGACCUAUGGAAACAGACUCUGUAAUCCGGUUUUUUUUCAUAACUGGUUGGUACGUUCAGCAACACCCACCCCCCUUUUCCCCCAAAUAAGCAUAUUAAAAAAAAAUGUUGUGAGGGACACAUUUA
This is a messenger RNA of Ixodes scapularis (black-legged tick), 1266 nucleotides long. Its product is annotated as sulfotransferase ssu-1-like. The coding region runs from base 242 to 1165 and encodes 307 amino acids. The record is from RefSeq and is a predicted model, not a curated record. Gene Ontology annotation, molecular function: sulfotransferase activity. NCBI's taxonomy places the organism in Eukaryota, Metazoa, Arthropoda, Arachnida, Ixodida, Ixodidae. The transcript has 4 exons. Gene Ontology annotation, cellular component: cytoplasm. Gene Ontology annotation, biological process: sulfation.